This is a messenger RNA of Adineta steineri, 2373 nucleotides long. The record is from the annotation of a GenBank genome assembly. Lineage: Eukaryota; Metazoa; Rotifera; Eurotatoria; Adinetida; Adinetidae.
AUGAGUGAAAAUCAAAUAAGUGACAUUGCAUCGUCGGACUAUGAAUAUAAGACCAAAUAUAUGAAACGAAUUAUGAAAGCAUUGAAGGAAGUUACAAAUGAAAUGUCUUCGAAUGCGAAGGGGUCAAUCAUUACACCCACUAAAUUAUUCGAAAAUCUAGUAUGUAAAUUUCAACAAUUACAAAAGAGUGAUGCCGACGCUCGAGAUCGUUAUCGUCAAGGAAUAGUAUUAUGCAAUGAAUUGAUCGAUUCUAUUGCGACAGCUACUAUUGGUGACGCAGAUGCUUAUCGAAUUUGUCUGGAACUGUUUUCAAAAGUGAUAGAAGAAUUUCGAUUUGGAAUUAUUACGAAUGAUGAGAAGCUGUUAGAACGCGAAAUUUUCUUUGCAUUUCUUGACCUGCUCUCUAAACGAGAAAUCUGUACGUACUUGAAUGAUGAUCAAUGUACAACAAUGCCGCAAAAAGAGUUUUAUAAAUUCUUAACUAAUGUACUUUUGGCUAUUUCUAAUUCAAACAUUAAAUGCGUUUGUUUGACCACCGAUGAUGCUGCCACUCGCAAAUAUACUGACACAUUUUAUACUAUGUGGAAGCGGGUGGAACGCAAUGUGCAUUUCACCAAUCAAACGGAACAAAAACUACCUGUCAUAGAUUCGACAACAAAUUAUAUUCGUCAUUUUUUCUGGAACUUUUCUAAUCGUACAGUUGUUGUGCCAUGGUUGCUGGAUAAUGGCGUGGUGAAAAUUAUUUUAGAAUGUUUGAAAACAAUACCACUAUCAUCAGAAAAAGGUAUAGAUAUUACCUCCAUCAUUCUUAAUAUAUCUCGACACGAUGAUGGUGUUGAUGAACUCAACAAAUUCGAUGGUCUUCGUAUCCUUAAGGAUAUUCAAAGUAACAACACAGAAGAGUUGGAUGAUUCCAAGAAUCUUAUUAUUUCGAUGGCCAUUGCUCAUCUCUCUACAGUCGAACAGAUUCGUUCAGAUAAUAAACGAAAGAAUAGAAUUCUUAAUGAAUUAUUACAAGUGACUAUUAAUGCUGCCAAAAUGGAAGAUCGUCUCAAGUAUCGUGGCUUCCAUGUAUCUGAGCCCUUAGCUGUGUUCACCAAACUGUUUGUCGACGAUCUUUCGCUUGAAUAUGUCUUGAAUCAUGCAGAAACUGAUCCACAACUGACACUAUCAGACACAAUUGCUUUAUUCAUCAACUUGUUCAUCGAAUUUUGCGGUGCAUUUGCAGUAGAAGAUCCGCUGAAACAAUUCACAUGCACAGCUUUACUAAACAUUCUAUGGAGUAUUUCGUUUCAAGAUCGGUAUAAAGCAAAACUGAAACAAAAUAAUAAAGAUCUAUUGGAGACUAUCAAAAGUUUAGCUAUGGACAAUGAUGAGAAAAUAGUCGAUCGGUAUGUUCCACGUUCGAUGGAAGGUAUGAGAAAUGCUGCUAAUGGUAUUCUUUACAAUCUGAAUGUGAUAUCCGAUAAUAAGAAAGAUGCCAAGUCAGACAUACCAAUAGUUUCGAAUACGGACAACGGAAAACCGAUGAUUAUGAUCAGUUAUGCUCAUGAUAACGACCAAUUUUGUGAUAAAAUUCUUAUGGAAUUAGAAAAAAGUCAAGAUCUUUUUGGGAUCUGGAUUGAUCGUAAUCAUUGCUCAUCGAGUGAAGAUUUAUGGGAAAAAAUUGCUCGUGGUAUUGGACAAGCGAAACUUGUAGUAUGUCUUCUUUCCCAAGAUUAUUUCAAUAGUAAAUCAUGUCGAAAAGAAGCAUCCUUUGCUAUCAAACGCAAAAAACCAAUUGUUCCUAUCUAUUUUGGUGAACCUGGUGAUUGUGAUUGGCUUGACAUUCACAUUGCUGAUCGCAAAUAUAUUCGUUUCAAAAGCAAUAAAUCUGAACUGGAUGAUGCUAAAGUUCAAGAAAUGCUAAGAACGAUCGAAGCUACUAUUAAAGAAGCACAAGAGCAAUCUUCACACCCACAACAAAUAGAACAACAUAGUGUACCUGCACAACCUCGAAAAGAAAUAGAAGAAAUCCAAUCAACAACUAUCGAUGUAAAAAAAACACCCGAAGAGUGGACUCGAAAUGAUAUUCAGAAAUGGUUUUAUAGCCAUAAUGUACCUGAUACACUUUUGAAACUAUUUGAUUUUCAGUCAUUUGCGGAAAUGAAUCAAUAUGCUUCGAAACUACAAGCAAAUCCUAAAAAUGAAUUUUUAAAAUAUGGUCAGCGUUAUGCAAAAGCUCAUGCAGGUGAUGAACUUGAAGAAUAUAUUUUCGAUCGAUUUAAAAACGCUCUCCUCGAGUUACCCGUCAAUCGAUCGGACACAAUGAAACUAUCGACGCCAUCUUCGAAACCAUCAUCAUCUAACUCAAGUACAUGUACUAUUUCAUGA